AUGGACCUCGCAACAAACAAGACAUGGGCUGAAGUCCAGAUGACGCCCAAUCCCCUAACUACCAUGAGCACUGCCAUUACGCUGGUAGCUUGCUCAAUCGUAGCUCUGGUUGUGAGCAUCCGGUUAGUCCGGUUUCCGCAACCAACCAGCGAGCCACUAGAAAUCUCGCAACUACACAUCUAUCCUAUCAAAGGGCUAAGGGGAUGCGCACUCCAGCGAGCACAUGUGGGCAAAUACGGCCUGGUCGGCGAUCGGACUUUUUCCUUGCAAAAAGUCCUCCGUGACGAGAAUGACCCGGCGAAGAAAACAUAUGAAACGAUGUUUAUAGGCUACUACCUCCAAAUGGCGCUGUUUCAAAGUUCGGUUAACCUAGGUGGAAGAGAAGAAAACGCAACCAAAGGAGAAGUGGUGGUAAAAUGGCAUGGCCGAGGAACGGAGCACGGCAAAUCAGUCAACGAAGCAAACAUCACCACCACCGACGAAAUCCGAUUCGCACUAUCUCCAAGUACGGAAGGGCGGAAAGUUAUUGAAACAACCCUUCACGCAAGCCGGGCCAAGGCUUAUGACAUGGGCGACGAAUUAGCGGCCUGGUUCUCGGCUCGUCUCGGGUUCGAGGCGAGACUCGUCUACAUCGGAGACGGCUCACGACCAGUCCUAGGGUCUAUGGCACCAAACAGCAGAGCAGGCUUGAGAAAGGCCAGACUUGCUCAGCGUUUGAGGUCCUUUGUCCCCUUUUUUAGAUUUCCCGAGGAGCGUCUAGUCUUCAACGACCUCGCGCACUACCUUGUCGUAACGGAAGAAUCCACCGCGGAGGUUUCCUCCCGCCUCGAUGGCGACCUCACCAUGGAUGUUUGCAAGUUCCGUCCGAAUGUCGUCGUCAAAGGCGCAAGCGGCCCGUUCGUAGAGGACUUUUGGGGCGAGUUGACAUUCGACGGCGGUGUCCAGAUGCCUCUGACGGCCAAUUGCUAUCGCUGCCAAAGCAUCACCGUUGACUAUGAAACUGGCAAGACGUCGACUGAUGACCGUGGCUUGGUAUGGAAGAAGCUAAAUAAGGACCGCCGAGUUGACAAGGGCGCCAAAUAUAGUCCUGUCUUUGGACGUUACGGGUACUGCUUUGGGUCGGCUGUAGGCGAGACAUUGAGCGUGGGCCAAAGAGCGCGAAUCUCUCACAUCAACCCCACCAGAACGACAUUCGAUUGGCCGCAUCUUACAACGUUCGGUGUAAGUCAGAAGAAGAAAUAG
Molecule: messenger RNA, 1242 nt
Organism: Colletotrichum orchidophilum
Lineage: Eukaryota; Fungi; Ascomycota; Sordariomycetes; Glomerellales; Glomerellaceae
Exons: 3
Coding region: 1-1242 (413 amino acids)
Molecular function (GO): molybdenum ion binding; catalytic activity; pyridoxal phosphate binding
Source: RefSeq, a predicted model, not a curated record